Molecule: messenger RNA, 606 nt
Organism: Striga asiatica
Lineage: Eukaryota; Viridiplantae; Streptophyta; Magnoliopsida; Lamiales; Orobanchaceae
Source: the annotation of a GenBank genome assembly
AUGGCGGCUAUGGCCGCCCCAAUCAGCGGUCCCACCCAGAAAAUCCACUGCAGAAAACAACCCUCAACAGCAAGGUGUUCGACGAAAUGCGCGUCUGAGAGAAAACACAAAAAUAAAUACCUGAUCGUCCCAUGCCUUGUCCUUCCCGUAAAUCACGGCAGCCCCAAAGCUCCUUGCCGGGUUUAUUCCGGUUCCGGUGAUCGGGAUCGUGGCCAGGUGGACCAUGAACACGGCAAACCCAAUGGGAAGUGGCGCCAGGACCUUGUAGACAAGAACAAAAGUGCCGAUAAUCUCUGCCGCCAGGCCUGUGCCGGUGCUGUAGCCGGCCGCCAGCGAGUUUGCGCCUCCACCAUAUCUCGUGUAGCUUUCACGAACCCACAUCCGCAUAUGGCCCCCAAGCACUGUGCCACUAUAUACAGCACGGCCCGAAUGAGAGAUACCUUUUGGGCCAAGAACAGCCCGAAUGUCACUGCAGGCUGUGCAGUAAACGAGUACGAAGAUCAUGCCGCCAAAGGCCCAAGCAAUACCGAGAAUGCCGACUCCACCACACUCAUCGGCUGCACUCUGGAUUCUGUAACCGAUCACCGUCAAAACCGUAACAUAUAA